Molecule: messenger RNA, 981 nt
Organism: Pecten maximus
Lineage: Eukaryota; Metazoa; Mollusca; Bivalvia; Pectinida; Pectinidae
Product: solute carrier family 22 member 6-like
Exons: 7
Coding region: 1-981 (326 amino acids)
Biological process (GO): transmembrane transport
Cellular component (GO): membrane
Molecular function (GO): transmembrane transporter activity
Source: RefSeq, a predicted model, not a curated record
AUGUACGACACACCGUCUAACACCAGUCUUACUAUUCUGAACCAGGCGUGCCAUGUAGACCUUCUACUGAAUGGUACCAACACCACUCUGAUAAAGUUGUCACCCUGUCCAGCCGGAUACACGUACGACCUAGAGACAGAUCGAACGUUUGUUACAGAGUGGGAUCUUGUUUGUGAGGGAGCAGAAAGAGCUGAGGUGUCUCAAAUGUUGAUGAUGAUCGGACAGAUGGUCGGAGCCGCCUUCCUUCCUCCGUUAUCAGACAGAUUUGGACGGAAAAUUGUCUUGGUGACUUCACAAAUCGUCCUAUUUGCCUCCGGGAUAGGUGCAUCUCUGCUACCUUCGUUUACAUGCUAUGCCAUUAUGCGGUUUAUAUGUGUGCCCCCAUGGGAUCGAUCGGAGCCAUGCGGAGACAGAUCAGAUGAGUACCUACAAAGGGGAAUGGCGAUGGCAAGGGCUGUGAUGAGUGUUGAGAUACUUCCAGAGGAAAGCCGGUACAUGGCGGAAGUCCUUGGAUGUACAGUAUGGGCGCUUGGACUGUGCCUGAUUGCCCCUGUGGCUUAUGUCAUGCAGGAUAUGUCAUGGCGAUAUCUUUACCUUGCCCUAUCCCUAAUUUCUAUACACAGUCUUCUCGGAUUUUGGCUUGUCGAUAGUCUAACAUACUACGGUUUGGCUCUAUCGUCUGCCUCCUUACCUCUCGAUCGCUUCUUGAGUUUCUUUCUCCUUUCCCUAGCAGAAUUACCUGUUGCGGUGAUUGAAUAUUUCACAUUUAAUAGCCUAGGAAGAAGGAGGCUGUGUACCAUUUUCCAUGCCGUAGCUGCCGUAUCUCUAAUAGCGGGCACAAUCGCUAACUAUCUAUCAGGUAGACCGGGUGCCGAUGUAGCGUUGAUGGUAUUCUAUUUUAUCGGAAAGCUGGCGAUAGCCGGUUCAUAUAGCACGAUAUUCCUCUUUACUCCAGAAUUGUACCCUACCAACCUCAGGUGA